UGGUUUUGUAGAAGUUACACAGAAUACUCAAAAUUAGAUUAAGUCUUUAAAAAAUUUUUAGUUGGGUUAUAAUUCACAUACCGUCUUAGUUUCAGGGCAUACCAUAAUGAGUCGCUAUUUUUACACACUAUGAAUCGAUCACCUCGAUGGGUGUAGUUACUUUCUGUCACUGUACAGAGUUACCACAGAGCUCGUGCAGCGGAAGCCCGGCCAACAGAAGCGCCACCAUACGGGGGCUGGUGUUCACCGAGGGCCCGGCCGGCUGUGUUGUAGGAACAUGGAUAUGCCGGCCACGUCCUCUGACUGCCGAAGAUCUGGGCUCUGCCAGGGCUAGCAGUCGGGAAAGGGGAGAGACGCAGAGGAAGUCACCCCCCCCCCCCCCCGCCGCCGUCACCUGCUGUCCCUGUGAGGAGGGUUGAUUACAGAGGGUUCCAUGCAGCCCGAUUAGCACCUUCCCGCCUAGCUCUGUGUGGGGGGUUGUACCACUUGAAGAACCAGUGAUGAGAAUGGUUAGGGUGUACCGCCUCCGCCAUGAGCCGCCCUUCCAGCCUGGCACUGACUCGACCGGACGUGAAUGUGACCCCCCCCCCCCCCCCCCGAACUGUUCCUGGAAGCCAGGGCUGGGAGCUGCCUCCCCUGCAGUUGUGUGUCCGUGCUUGCUCUGCCCUCAGGACUCCGGCUGGUUCUUGGUGGCCAGGGAAGUGUCUCCUUGGGCUGAUGGCACAGUGGUCCUAUUUUGGGCUCUGGCAAGAAAACGUGCUGCUGCUCAGCCCUUUGUGACCCCAGUCCCUUCAGGACCCAGUGCCAAGAGAUUCCCCCCCCCCCACCCCCAACCUCAACCCAGACCACUCCUGGUCUUGGCCUCUGGACUCUGAGUGGCACAGCCUGCCAAGGCACUGUUUUUCUUAGACACACAUUCUAAUGCCAUCCACCCAGGCCUCCCCCUCUGGGGACUCCGGUCAUCCCAACACUGGGCUAAAACGGUCUCUCAACCACUGGCUUCCGAGCUCCAGCUCUCCCGUCCCCUGCCCUGCCUUGCCACCCGUUCCCUAUUUUUCUGUGGCUGGCUCCGCUUGCCUUUCUCCCUGAGCUGGUGUCUUCCUUCCUCUUAGGGGCAUCCUUCCACCCCGUAUGUCCCCCAGGUCUACCACCCACUUCUCGCAUCUGCUCUCCCAACCUGGAACUGGGUCUGCCUGACCUUCCAACCCGUGCUCCGUGAGUUGCUGUGAUGCCAGAAUCUGGGCCGCAUCAGACUGGUUGCUCCUGAACGUGUUGCGUCCUGGGCCUCACCUGGAGUCUCUGACUCAGAGCAAGGGGAGCGUAGGAAUUGGUGUGUUUCACAGGCACUUGCCCGCAGUAACUGGGACAGCUGGCCCAGGAUCCUCUUGGACAGGGCAAUGCUUGUGCCUCCCUCCCCUCCACAGGCAGCAGCCAUUCUGCCUGUGAACUUCCCAUACAUGUCAGGCACCCCGUCUGGCCAGUCUCGCUCCAGUGCCAGGAUUUGGGGCCCUGGAGGUCCAGAGCCUCCUUCCUGCCACAGGGCUUUGCACAGGGAGGUGUACGAACUACUUCCCGAAUGAAUGAAUGACAGAAGAGGUGGGAAGAGAGAAGAAUGACUUUUGAGAGUCAUCUGUGCACCUGAGACACAAAGGAGCAAGGCCGGCGCCUUAGAAGCCCCUCACUGAAAACUCUAAUGAGAGGUGCAGAAGCUUCUAGAUUAGUCAUUUAUUGAGGACCUAUUGUGUGUUAGAAUGUUUUUAAAUGGCAGCCCAGUGACCCAGGCUGGCUCAGCAGACUUGUUUGGUUUAGCCAACGGUGUUUUAAAUGCUUGAUGCGACAUUUUUAAGAUGGGGGAGUUCGCAUAAAAAUGCAGGUUUGGGGGGCUCUCUUGGAAUAGAUGUGGCAAUACUGGACCCGCCUUUCCCACACAGCACUUAAGCGCCUGAAGCUGUGACAGCUGCCUGCUUUAGAUGCACCUCGUUCCACCCAGUCUGCCACCCCCUCCCACCCCCCCACUGCCAGCAGGUGCAGAUGUGGGCACCUGUAGCCCGGAUGACAGGGCCUGGGAUCUGGCUGGCUCCUGAAGGAACCUGUGACCUCAAAAUACAUGAACACCCACCCGAGGGCGAUGCUCAUCCCAUCGUUUAUUCUGAUUUUUAGCAGCUUGGUGAGAUGAGAAUUGUUUCCAUCUUCUAAGAGGAUGCAAGGAGGUGUCCCGUGAACCCCUAGGAUCUCAGCAGGAAUUCAAACCCAAGUUGGCCUGCCUGGAAGCCUGGGCUUUUGUUCUUAGCCAGACUGUCUCCACUGCCACUGACUGCCAAGCUCUCCUUGUGUCUGAAGGACGUUGUGACUUCCUUGUUACGUCACCCACUCAGUCACAGUUGGGCUGAGAGCAGAGUGUGGCCCGGCCCCCCCAGGUCCCCAGGGCAGCCCUGCCAGCCCGGCACAGGCAGGCCCGGCUUAGCCACACGCGCCACCAUGAAGUACCCGCUGGUGCCACCGGUGGACGACCUCACGUUUUCUUUCCUGGUGUUCUGGCUCUGCCUGCCCGUGGGCUUGCUCUUGGUCUUGCUGAUCGUCUGGCUACGCUUCUUACUUAGCCAAGAUUCAGAGGAAGACGACUCAGAUUUAUGCUUUGAGUGGGAGCCCUGGAGCAAAGGCCCAGCCCAGUUUUGCUGGGAGGGGACACUGUAUAGCCAAGAGGAGGAGGAGCCCUGCUGCCUGGUUUUCCUGGAGUCAGCAGGGUGGUGGCAGUGGCCAAGGUGGAUGGGAGAGACCCACCGGGGAGGGAAGAAGACGCCAAGGGAGGCUCUUCCCUGGGAUCCCCGACUCAUCUCCUCCAUCAGUGGACACACAAAAGCCUCCAAAGGACCCUGCUCUUCCCCUACUACAGACAACCUCCCAGCGUCCCCGGGGAGGAGCCCGAGUCCAUGAAGGUGGUAUAAACAGGCACAAAGGGAGAAGUUGGCCAACUGAAUUUAGAGGAGUCCUAGGACAGGGCUGGGCCAGAAGGUGUAGGUCCGUGUUAAAGAAACAAGGAAGGUUCCUGUGCUCAGGAGACCCCCUAACAAACCUGCUGGGCCUGGCCAAAUCCAUUCAUUUAACAAGCCGUGGGGCCUGGGCCUAACCCCUGGCACUGACUUAAACUGUCCUUGAUCUUCUUCGGGACUCCCUGACUCUCUCCCAUCUGGUCAAGGGACUGGGGGAAUCUUGCUUUCAACUUCCUUUCUCUAAUUUCAAACUCACUCCUUGAUUCGCCUUUAGGUUGAUUUUAAUAACAAUUCGUUUUAUGAAUAUCUAUAGAGUAUUUACCAUAUGCCUGGUUAUGAUAAAAAAAAAUAGCUCACGUUUUAACAAGCACUCACUGUGUACCAGGUGCUUUUCUGUGUAUUUAUAACAGAGUUUUUAACCCUCACAACAAUUCUGUGAGGUUGGGUGUUUGGUUAUCCCUAUUUCACAGAUGGGGAAAAUGAGGCAAGAGUGGCUUUGGGGGCUGGGGGGCUCGGUGUUCUGUGGUUGGAAGAAAUCCCCUGACUUCAAACCCUCACUGGCUGCCCAGGGGCAGCAGAGUUGGUGGGAGAAGGGGACAGGCCCUCCAGGUGUCCCCUCCUCUGCCCCCACACAUCCCACCAGUCACCACAAGGCUCUUGAACUACCCAGACGAGAGACAAUGGAGCCUGAAUUAUUAUCUCGUCUAGAUGGUCUCACCAGUUCUGCUUUUUCUGCUCUGUCAGAAGGAUCCAUCCAAAGCACAAAUUGCAGCAAGCCCUUCCCCCUGCUUAAAGCCCUCUAUGGCUCCCUAUUGUCCUAGGGCUAAAGUCUGAGUUCCUUAUGUGGUGUAGAGAGCUGCCCUUGGAGAGCUGAGCUCCACUGAAUUUGCGGGACAAGGUUUCUGUUCUUAGCAACAAGGCUUCAGUAAAUACCCUUGAGCUCUUGUCUCCAUAUGCAAGUGUGCUUCUAUCUAGAGGAUAAAUUCCAGGAGGGGAGAUUACUGAAUUUAAGAUCGAUCACAUUUUGCAGGUUUUACUGACUGGCCCCACCAUAUGGUAGCACCAAGGGUGUGCAUUAAAGUGCCUGUUUCCCCCAGGCCUUAGCCCUACUGUCCAUGUAGGGCCACACACACACAGACACACACACACACACUCUCUUUUAUAUAUUCUCCCCCAGCCCCGUAACGCCCCCCACCCCCACGCACAUAGCUCUUCCUCCACUCGUGCUCUGUUCUAGCCGAGGAGAUUCUGGCAACCCACGUUUUCCUGGGAGCUUCCCUGACUUUGAAUAAACACUUUUGGUAAC
Neofelis nebulosa (Clouded leopard) is the source of this 4296-nucleotide messenger RNA. It is a transcript of the gene ADIG, whose product is annotated as adipogenin. NCBI's taxonomy places the organism in Eukaryota, Metazoa, Chordata, Mammalia, Carnivora, Felidae. The record is from RefSeq and is a predicted model, not a curated record. Gene Ontology annotation, biological process: brown fat cell differentiation; white fat cell differentiation. Gene Ontology annotation, cellular component: nucleus; lipid droplet; cytoplasm.